Molecule: messenger RNA, 3326 nt
Organism: Gaeumannomyces tritici R3-111a-1
Lineage: Eukaryota; Fungi; Ascomycota; Sordariomycetes; Magnaporthales; Magnaporthaceae
Product: phosphoglycerate mutase family domain-containing protein
Exons: 2
Coding region: 843-2768 (641 amino acids)
Molecular function (GO): phosphatase activity
Source: RefSeq, a predicted model, not a curated record
GAACAAACACAACUAGACCUCCAAGGCGGGGGGGCCUGUUCUGGCAACUGCGCUUGGGGCCCCAGGGGGUGCCAGCAGGGAUGUGAUACAUACAUCGGAAAGUGCCAGAGAAGGGGCAAAAAGGGGCCAGAUUUGUCGACAAAACCCAUCCCAUGCCAAAAAAAAAAUAUCGAACGAGGCAAGGAAUCCGUCGUCGGCCUACCGUCCAUAUUUUCCCACAUAUUUUUCCGCCUAUUUCCAACGCCGCCGCUACGCAGUAGAUAGCGACAUUUUCCCCUCCACUCGCAAAUCCCGCACGCAGUGCCUGCAUCGUCGUACGGUUUCUACUUGUGAUAAGCGCAUCGCUGGCGCCAGGAUCCUGCCGCCGUCGCCCGUCUCGACACUGGGGCUGUUGAGACUGCAGACCAAGACUUUUCGUUGGGCUGGGGCGGGAAGCAUCGCAUCACGCCGUUGGCGCUGCAGCUGUGCUUGGGCUUAGUCGAAGCCGCAUAUUGGGGUUACACGGCCCGCCGCUGCCAUUCUUCGCCGCCAAGGGAACUGAAGCCAGACUCCAUCCCAGCGAGACGCACCAACCACAGCAAACUUUAGCAAAUAGGGUUGACCACCACCCAACGAACGACGUGCGAGAGCGCAUCUGCAUCCCCAGUGAGGGGAAACCGGGCAGCCACCAGCCUGAACAUUAGCCAGCAUUCUAUAUCUACCCGACGCCUUCUCCCCGCCUCCGCCACUGCGGAUCCAGAGCAACCUCAGAUAGCCCCUCUCGAAACCACCCCCGGCCUAACUCAAGCCGACAGCCACCAACCCUAUCGACGCCGCCCACGAACGACACCAACUAAGCAGUCAUGGCAAAACCAAGACUCAUUAUCCUGAUCCGCCACGCCCAGUCCGAGGGCAACAAGAAGCGCGAGAUCCACCAAACCAUCCCAGACCACCGUGUCAAGCUGACCCAGGAUGGCUGGCAGCAGGCCUAUGACGCCGGACGGCGCCUGCGGUCCAUGCUGCGGGCCGACGAUACCCUGCACUUCUUCACCUCGCCCUACCGCCGCACGCGCGAGACCACUGAGGGCAUCCUGGCCACCCUGACGGCCGACGAGCCCGAGCCGUCGGCCUUCAAGCGUAACAACAUCAAGGUUUACGAGGAGCCGCGCCUGCGCGAGCAGGACUUUGGAAACUUCCAGCCCUGCAGCGCCGAGAUGGAGCGCAUGUGGCAGGAGCGCGCCGACUACGGCCACUUCUUCUACCGCAUCCCCAACGGCGAGAGCGCCGCCGACGCCUACGACCGCGUCUCGGGUUUCAACGAGUCGCUGUGGCGCCAGUUCGGCGACGACGACUUCGCCAGCGUCUGCGUCCUCGUUACCCACGGCCUCAUGUCCCGCGUCUUCCUCAUGAAGUGGUAUCACUUCAGCGUCGAGUACUUUGAGGACCUGCGCAACGUCAACCACUGCGAGUUCCUGAUCAUGCGCCGCCGCGAGGACAGUGGCAAGUACUUACUCGAGAACAAGCUCCGCACCUGGUCCGAACUACGCCGCGAUAGGGAGCUAGCGCAGAAGGAGAAGGAAAGGGAGAAGGAGAGAGACAAGGAGCGCGACGCCAAGGACUCGUCGGCUCUGGCCAGGCUCGCCAACAACGGCGCUAAUAGCAGCACCAGCAGCCUCAUCGCCAGGUCGGAGCACGCCACCACUGCCGCCACCACUGCCGCCACCGCCGCCGCUACGUCAUCCCCAAGCAUCCCUGCCCGGAAAUGGGGUGGCUGCCCCAACGGCUGCACCCACGACAAGGGCUUCAAGAUCCGCUCAGGCUUUGCCGACCUCGUCCGCCGCGACGGGACCGCCAUCUACUCCAACCCGUCCCCUGUUAACAGCAGCCGGCCUGUCGAUGAGCCCAAGCGGUCUCAGCAGGAGCUGGCCUCCAGCUCGGAUCUCGAUUCGGCCCAGGGCAACCCGUCCCCUGCCGUCGGCAGCAUCAAGAACAACGCGCUACAAAUCUCGUCUUCGUCCUCCUCUAUCGCCUCGUCCCUCGCCAGCCGUCGGCCCAACGCCCGCCGAUUUCAGUCGGAUGUCGGCGGGAGCAGCGGCAGCUCGUCGCUGCUGGCACCAUCCAUCGACGUGACUCGUGCACGGGAUGAGGUGGUCAGCUCGCCCGACGGCACACCGUCCUUCAUCUCAGUGGACGUGCGCCUCCGCUCGCAAAUUGAGUCGCCAAACAACAACAAGCCGCCUCCGCGGCUCCUGCACGUCGGGCGCGACUUUGGUGGCACCUACAGCGGCCACACGAGCGACGCCGACUCGUCCGAGGACGAGUCCACGCGCGAACGCAUAGCUCGUCUUAGUGCAGCGCCAGCCUCGUCGACAGACGAUAUCAAUGAGCAGGGCACAAGCGCGGUCACGGACGGGGCCUCAGGAGAUGUUACCGCCGCCACCACCCCGGCCGAGGGCAGCGUGGUGGGAGAUUGUGGAACCGCCAAGGAAGCCGCCAGCGCCAGCCACCGACGCGAUAUCAGCGGAAUGGGUCGCGGCGCUUAUGCGAACCGCCUCGGCGACGCGCCGCAUUGCGAUCAUCACGACCAUGACCACGACCACAGCGAAGCCGAGCACGGUGACCAUGAGCUCUCUGACAAUGAGCGUAUCGACCACCAGCGUUGUCACAAGCACGACACACCGGCACAGCCACAGGUCAAGGUAAGCGGCGUGGAUGAUCGCGACGCUACCCAAGAAGACCUAGACGAAGCCGAGCGUGAGGACAAGAGCCUCCGCGGGAGCGUCUACUAAGCACAUUCUUGAGAUGGGGUGUUGAACGCCCUGGAUCUACCUGCUUCGCGCAUAGCACUGCGAGGCGCUAUGCUUGGACGCCUUUCCUUAUGCCUUUGUUUUCUGUUACCGGCGCCUACGAGGAGCGAACCCUAUGUCUUAUUACGCAUGGCAUGGGAUGUUACAUGGCCAAGAUGAACGAGAUGCCCUCUUUUCCCUUUUCCUUUGAUCGCUGACGUCACCAUCCGACUUGAAAGACUUCCCUGGAAGGUCUUUCGAGUGAUUUCUCUUGUCUGUUCUUGGUUUGGUUUUGGCUCCACCCCUCAGUUUGUCAAAGGUGGUUUCAUAAUGGAGGAUAUACCGUUGCUGCAGCGUCAAUUCCCGGGUUCCCUUAUUUACAUAGUCUAACUGUACCUACCUCGCUAAUCGUGUGCGGCAGCUAGAUUCCCGUCUGUAAAAACAUGAGGCUAACGAUGCAGUCGCCUCCUUUGUCUUCCAUGGAGCUUUGGGUACGUAGAUGUGGUUGGGUGUUUAGUUUAGAACGUACAUAUACGACAAUGUUCACGGAAUCUUGAGUAA